Chrysoperla carnea is the source of this 2575-nucleotide messenger RNA. RefSeq names its product ATP-binding cassette sub-family G member 5. Bases 150 to 2090 code for a protein of 646 amino acids. Gene Ontology annotation, molecular function: ABC-type transporter activity; ATP binding; ATP hydrolysis activity. The transcript is spliced from 11 exons. Gene Ontology annotation, cellular component: plasma membrane. The record is from RefSeq and is a predicted model, not a curated record. Lineage: Eukaryota; Metazoa; Arthropoda; Insecta; Neuroptera; Chrysopidae.
AACACAGCAUAUUUAAACGUAUUCAGUUUUCAAACAACAAAAUGAAACAUUUUUAAAUGAAUAAUUUGUGUAUACAAUGAAUUACUGAAUUUUCUCUUGGAAAAGUUUUGUUUUUCUUUUUUUGAUAGUGUACAAACAAAGUUGUAACAAUGAUAAGUAGUGAUUAUACAUUAGAAUUAUGCAAUGUGUUUCAUUCAGGACAGGUGGAGCCUGGAACAUGUAUGCAGAGGAUAUUAGGCAGUAUCAAAACUGGUGUAAUUCUAAAAGAUGUUUCGUUAACUCUUCAUUCUGGUGAAGUAUUAGCUGUUCUUGGUUCAAAAGGUAGCGGUAAACGUGCAUUAUUGGAUGUUAUUUCAAGACGUGUCCAAGGACCAACACGUGGCCAAAUCUUAUUAAAUAAUGUACCAAUGAGUUUAUCAUUAUUUCAAGAACGUUGUGGAUAUGUUACACAUAAAUGUGAUUUAAUACCAAGUUUAACAGUUCAACAAACUUUACAUUACACUGCAACAAAAAUGACUGGUUAUUUAAAACAAUCAAAAGUAAAACAAGUAAUGGCUGAUUUAGCAUUAACACAAGUGGCUAAUAGGGCAUGCGAUUACAUAACUCAAAGUGAAUAUCGCCGAUUAAUGAUUGGUGUACAACUAAUUAAAGAUCCAGUUAUUUUAUUAUUGGAUGAACCUACAUGGGAUUUAGAUCCAUUAAACACAUAUUUAGUCAUAUCAAUUUUGUCGAAUGCAAGUAAAAAAUAUGGUGUUGCCGUUAUAUUAACAAUGGAAAAACCACGCUCUGAUGUGUUCCCAUUUUUGGAUCGUGUUCUUUACCUUUGUUUGGGUGAUGUUGUCUACACAGGGGGUACUAAACAAAUGUUAGAAUAUUUUAACAAUAUUGGUUUUCCAUGCCCACAAUUGGAAAAUCCUCUAAUGUAUUAUUUGUGUCUAUCAACAGUGGAUCGCCGAUCGAGAGAACGUUUUAUUGAAAGUAAUCACCAAAUUGCAGCAUUGGUUCAAAAAUUUAAAUUAGAAGGUGGAUCUUAUAAAAAAGGAACCAGCGCUUUAUCUGGUGCCACUCAAGAUCACGCAACUUUAUUAGGUCAUAAUAAAUUACCAUUGAGCUAUGGAAAUCCAUCGUGUUGUCAAAUUGCUUUUAAUCUUUAUGCGAGAUUAUUGGCAGCUACAUUCAAUUUAAAAUCAUUUGGCGUCAAACAAUUAUUCUUACGGUUAUUCGUAUUACCAUUAAUGUUUUUGUUUUUAUGGUUCUUCUAUUUCAAUAUGGCUAAUUUUCAACGUACAUUUGUGACAAGAACUGGAUUGAUUUUGAAUAUUUUAUCCGUUACCUACUUUCUUGGGAUUAUAAAUACGAUAUUAAUAUUUCCAACAUAUCGAACGCGGUACUACCAAGAGGCACAAGAAGGGAUUUAUCGAGGGCCGUUGUUUUUAUUAACGUAUAAUCUGGUGUCAAUUCCAUUUUCUUUCUUUUCAAUAGCAGGUGGAGCAGCAAUUUUAUUCCCAUUAAUUGGAAAUUUUAAAGAUCCAAUGGAAUUUUUAUACUUUGGACUCAUUUUAUGGGGAUGUUAUAUAUUUUCUGAACAACAGACAAUUUCAAUUUUAAUGACUGUACAAUGUUCUUUGAGAGCAGCUAUUUGUAGUAUUUAUAUUACAAUAGUUUAUAUUACUCUAAGCAGUGGAAUUUUAAGAUCAAUCAAAGGAUUACAAGAUUGGCUCUACUAUUUAACAUACGCAACACAAACUCGUUAUGCAGCCGCUUACUUAAAUCGUCAAGUAUUCUUCAGUUCAGUGUUGCUAAAUUCCUUGCCAUACGACAUGACACAUAAUUGUACCAAUGUGAAUUUAAUUGAAACAUCAAAUUUUAAUGGCUUAUCCACUAACUACUAUUGCCGUUACGCAAAUGGACAAUCUUAUUUACUGGAAAGAUAUUCUCGAGAUGAUUCACCACCAAUAUUUACCGAAAUCCUUAAUUCAGAAAUGAAUCUAGGUAUUACAUUUGCAUUUACAAUUGGAAUGAUUGUAUUCAAUAAAUUGUUAUAUUUAAUUCCUUUGCCCACAUAUGUUAAAGCUAAAUUCAGAGAAUAAAUAAGGCAAUCAGUUUGAUCGUUUCCCAUUUUUAUAUAAUUCGAAGUCUCAAAAGAGUGAACAAGCCAGAACUAUCAAGUCUCACACAAUAUACUAUAUGAGUUUUGUUUUUAUUUCAUUUUCUAAAUGCAAUGACUAUCUUACUCGAGAUAUACUGAUAUUAUGAAAUGUACAAAUUUCUAGAGAAAUGAGACACCGAGGUAAAAAUGAAACAAGAUGUGUAGGUAAAAUUAUCUCUAGUAUGGAAUUGUAUAAUAAAAAAGGUAAAAUUACCUUUUUAAAUUUCAAAAAUAAGCCAGUAUAUAGAAAAGGGUAAUUGAGCAUAAAUGAAAUUGAUCGAGUUUGGCAACUUAAGUUCGGAGUAAAUUAUUCAAGUCAGUACCAAGCUUAUAAUUUUUUUUUUCGACUCAAAAUUUGACUGGGUUUCGAUAGAAUUGGUUCGGAAAAUCAAUUACUGAUUAAUAUUGUAUCAUAUCAAUGUUAAC